Messenger RNA from Nicotiana attenuata, 2111 nucleotides. RefSeq names its product MLO-like protein 4. The record is from RefSeq and is a predicted model, not a curated record. Gene Ontology annotation, biological process: defense response. Bases 365 to 2047 code for a protein of 560 amino acids. Gene Ontology annotation, cellular component: membrane. The transcript has 16 exons. NCBI's taxonomy places the organism in Eukaryota, Viridiplantae, Streptophyta, Magnoliopsida, Solanales, Solanaceae.
AUAGGUGGGUGAGCAUUUAGAGCAGAACAAGGAUGCGUGAGAUUGCCAGUUGGUUGUACAGCAUACUGACAAAAGAUUUGCAUCAGGCAUUUCCACAUGGGACCUUUAUGCUUUCCUAGUUCCUAACACCCCAUGCUCUAAGUUAAUGAAGUUGUCAACCAAAAUCAGCUGAUCGACCAAUUAAUGGCAGUCUUUGCUCAUUGCUGAAGCCUCUGCACUUGAAAAAAGUUCCAUCUUUGUGCAUUAGAUCUUCUUCUGUUUCAAGAAGAAGGUGAUGGAACUGUGAUAAUCCACCCAUAGAUGUGAUUAAGGUUGAUGCGGUAUUUUUUAUAGUGGAUUUUAAGGUAGUUGAACAUUAGUCAAGAUGGAGAAAUUGGAAGAAGCAUCGUUUGCUGAAACGCCCACAUGGGCUGUGGCGACAGUCGUCACAGUUUUGGUGAGCGUUGGUUUCUUGAUCCAUGGCAGUUUGAAAAAGUUUGGGAAGUGGUUGCACGGGACGAAGAGGAAACCUCUUUAUGCUGCACUAGAGAAAAUCAAGGAAGAGCUUAUGGUUUUUGGACUUCUAUCACUAUUGAUGGGUCAUUGGAUCAUUUAUAUUGCAAAGAUCUGUGUCAAAUCAUCAGCCUUGAGCAGCCACUUCUAUCCAUGUUCUCCGCCAAGAAACAAGAGGGAGUCAGCAAUUACGAAAUUUGUUUUAUCAGGUUCUUCAUACUUGAAUUCAACUUCAAGUUCAAGGCUGCUGUUAAGUGGCAGGAAUGAAGAUUUUUGUCCUGAGGGUCUCCAAUCGUUUGCUUCAAAGGAGAGCCUGGAGCAGCUCCAUCGUUUUUUGCUUGUCCUCGGUGUUAGCCAUGUGUCUUAUAGCUUUUUAGCUAUCGCCCUGGCAAUGAUCAAGAUAUACAGCUGGAGAACAUGGGAAAACUAUGCCAAGUCAAUGGCUCUUCAAAGACUGGAAGGUUCUGAAGAAUCUGUCCCAAACAAUAAGAGAAUGGGGCGUAUAUCAACUUUUACUUUUCACCACACUGCCCACCCAUGGAGUCAGCACAGGGCUCUAGUUUGGCUGCUUUGUUUCAGCCGCCAGUUCUGGAGUUCUAUAAAUGAAGCUGACUACAUGGCUUUGCGCUUGGGUUUUAUUACUACUCAUCAGCUGCCAUUAACUUAUGAUUUCCAUAAGUAUAUGCUUCGAAGCAUGGAGGAAGAAUUUCGUGAUAUUGUUGGUAUUAGUCAUACAGAUAUAUGUUCAAGUUUUAUUAUCGGCAUUCCAUGUUACCCCUCAAUAGCUAUGGUGAUCAUGUUUGGACGCUGUGUUCCACUGUGGAUUUUCGUCAUACUUUGUGUAUUUUUAAGCUUUCACGGCACUAAUAUCUACUUCUGGAUCUCCUUCUUUCCUGCUAUUUUAAUCCUUCUGGUUGGUACCAAGCUUCACCAUGUGGUGGUUAAGCUGGCAGUUGAAAUCAUGGAUAGUAGUCCACGGGAAGGAUUUCAUCAGUUUAACCUCAGAGACGAGCUCUUCUGGUUUGGGAAGCCCAGGCUUCUGCUGCGGAUAAUACAAUUUAUAUCAUUCCAGAACGCAUUUGAGAUGGCAACAUACAUUUGGUCACUGUGGGAAAUUAAGGGAUCAUCGUGUUUCACAAAAAAUCAAACCUUUCUCGUGAUUCGCUUGUCAUUUGGGGUUAUUUCUCAAUUCUGGUGUAGCUUUGUCACAUUUCCACUCUAUGUUAUUGUUGCUCAGAUGGGUUCCAGAUACAAGAAGACCAUUGUUUCAGAGAAUGUUAGGAAGUCGCUACAUGGAUGGCGACACAAGGUGAAAACCAGACUCGAAGGUUCAGUUGUUAAUCAAGAAAGAUUAUUAGCGACCACAGCAUUGGACUCUGUGGAGGAUGAGACAGAUCAAAUUCAUGGCAUUGCUACCAACAGCACAGCGGGAUGCUCCCCAUUGUUCGAAAAUACUAUGGUCUCAGAUCAACAAAUCGCUUUUGAGCAAAAUUGCACGAAUGAAAUCUCAGAAUGUGAUGAUGAGUUACAUGUUCCAUUUUCUCCUCGACAUUGAGGAGAGGUUUGGUGAAAAAUAUGAUGAUGGAUCAAACAAUGACAAUAUAAUUUCGUGCCUUCUA